AUGUCUUCGCAAAAUGCAAAGAAAAAGCGACUUGGGUCACGACGAGUGGCACAAAGCCAAAAUGAAGUACCUAAGGCUGAUGAGUACCACUUAACAGAAGCUUCCUCUGUGGCACAAGGCUACGCAGCAGACGAAAGUACUGAAUCUUUAAAUGUUUUAUCCAGCCGAGAGGAUUCUAAACCAGAAACUCGACAUCCACCUUCAGCAGAGGUCACAUUUAACCGGAGAAAAAUUGGGUCUAAUCGGCGCAGUAAAGGAAAGCAGUUGGUAAAUGAUUUAGAAACUGAACCUUACCGCAACCCUGGAAAGGAACUUGAGGAAAAAAGCAGGGGUAAUGAAACCUUUGAAACAAUACAAACGCCACGGGCAGUGGAACUUAAGCAGCAGGAAGAAUUCGGUCAAGGAAGUGAUCAUGUGUCUGCACUAGCUAAGGACUGUUCAGAAAGUACACAUGAUAAAAAUUCUGAGGGUGAAAUGGAAAUGUUAACUCCUGAAAUCAAUCUGCAAGAGUGCAACCCUUGUAGAAAUGAAAUCAAGCUUGAAGAGAUUGACAAAUCUGACACGCAAAGUGAAGAAAUCAAAGAAAACAUGCAUCCUGUGGCUCAACAGUCAUCCAGUGACGUGCCAGAUGAGGAGCCUUCAACUGCGUAUUCUGUAGCAGAAAUACAAAGUACAGAAAGCGAUGACAAGAAGAUGCUCAGGCAGGAUGGAAGGUUACAGGGUAACAACUUGGUAAAUGAGUCACAUGUAGAAUUUGAAGCUUUAGAGGCAGUCACACCAAACAUAACCACAGAUAAAAACAGCCCGGAACAAAAUAUUGAAGUCGUGUGCAGUGCUGAGCAGGAAACAUUUUCAUCAUCAAAAGAGAAGUUGACUGCAAAUGAGGAUCCUUGUAGCUUAUCUGAAGUUAGAGAAGCAUGGCAAUCAGAAAGUGCUAUGAAUAAAAUACAUGAAGUGAACAUUAAGCCCAUAGAAAUACAGGACAUGUACCAAAAUCAGUACUCCUUUAAAAUUCAGGGUAGUGAUGUCACGGAAAAUGCUGUUACUUACUCUGAAAAACCAGAAGACCAAACUGAGAUGGAUACUCACUCAUCUGACAUGAAAGUAAAAAACAAUGUAUUUCACACAGAGCAGGAACAUCUGAAUGAAAAACAAUAUGCAUAUCCUACAAAUAACAGACAUCGGGAGAGCUUACAGGACGAAAAUGAGGAUAUUCAGAUGUAUGAUUCCAAGCAACAAGUGAUCACUGACAUAGCAGUUAGUCGGUUGGUAGCCACUGAAAUCAGCAAUGCUAACAAGUCUGUUGAUGAUUCUGUGUCAAAUAAUUACAAACAAAGUGAGCAUCAAAGAAAAGAAGGACAUUUAGAAACUCUAAAUGAGGAGAAUGAGGACAGUGAUGUUGAUAUGAGAAAUGGUUCAGUACAAACUAUACCAUCUGAAGUAAAUACUCUUUUGGAAUCCCAACUUGAAAGCAAUAAUGUGACUUCAAGUGAGCAAACCCAUACUGUCGAUGACUCCAUUGGGAAAAGAAGAAAAAUGGGAUCCACUCAAAAGAGUAAAGGAAGACAGUUGACAAUUGGUGAUGAAACCCCUGAAACAACAGAAAUGUCAGAAACAGAGGCUACAAGACCUGAAGAAUUACUGCAAAGAAAAGAGCAUGAUGUUUCUCUGUCUGUGCCACAUGACAGCUCCAUUUUUACAGUGUCUACACCUGCUUAUUUUCCUGAGGUCCAGAACCCAACAGCAACAAGCCAUCUUAAGAUUAGCUUGAACAGUUUCAUUCCUCAAAGUGAAAACCUUCACGAAAAUCAAGAUGAGCAAGAUUUUAAAGUGGUUUCAGAUAAACCAUUGGAAUCUGGGAUGGAAGAAGUGGAUGAAUCUGAAACUGCUCUGCGUGAAGAGGUCAAAGAUGCCAAUCACUCAGAUGAAACUGUCAGGAAAAUGCAUGAAGAUGAGGUUGAAAGAACAGAAAUUCAAGAAGUGCUGCAGAAUGAUUUCUCAUCUGAAAAUGUGAUUGAUGAUGCCACAGAAAACUCUUCCUUUACUUCUGGAGACUUAGGCCAAACUGAAAAUAGCAACACAUACCAGUUUCAAGUGAUGGUGCAGAGUCCUGAUGAAUCUGUAACCAAAGUGGAAGUUUCAACUCCUGAUGACAAACAACCUGAGCAGCACUUUGUGACUCAAGAAAACGAGGAAGGUGACAUUUCAGACAGCAAAGGUGGUGGAGUCUCUCCACAAUCUCCAACCUCAUUAGCAACUCCACCUUUUGAGUCCCAACUUCAGGACAAUACUGUGAGCACAGAUAAGCAAUCUCAUGCGGUCACAGAAUCCAGGGGAAACAGAAGAAAAAUGGGAUCCACUCGUAGAAAUAAAGGAAGACAGCGUGAUAAGGAAUUUAAAGAUGAAGAUGCAAUUGGUGAUGAAACCCCUGAAACAACAGAAAUGUCAGAAACAGAGGCUACAAGACCUGAAGAAUUACUGCAAAGAAACGAGCGUGACGUUUGUCUGUCUGUGCCACAUGACACCUCCAUGUUUAAAGUGUCUACACCUGCUUAUUCUCCUGACAUACAGAGCCCAACUGCAAAGAGUUAUUCUGAGAUUAGCCUGGACAGUUUAAUUUCUGAAAGUGAAAACCUUAAGGAAGAUAAAAAUCAGACAACCUUUAAUGUGAUUUCAGAUAAACCAUUGGAAUCUGUGAUGGAAGAAGUGGUUAAAUCUGAAACUGCUCUGACUGAAGAAGUCAAAGAUCCUCAUCACCCUGAUGGCAACCAAGCUAAACAGCACUUUGUGACUCAGGAAAUCAAGGGAGGUGAUGUUCCAAAAACUAAAGACAGCGGAGUCCCUCUACAAACUCGACUCUCAUUAACAACUCCACCUUUUGAGUCCCAACUUCAGGACAAUACUGUGAGCACAGAUAAGCAAACCCAUACUGUCACCGAAUCCAGGGGAAAUAGAAGAAAAAUGGGAUCCACUCGCAGAAUAAAAGGAAGACAGCGUGAUAAGGAAUUUAAAGAAGAAGAUGCAAUUGAUAAUGAAACCCCUGAAACAACAGAAAUUUCAGCAACAGAGGCUACAAGACCUGAAGAAUUACUGCAGGAAAACAAGCAUGAUGUUUCUCUGUCUGUGCCACAUCAUGAAAAGUCCUUUAAAAAUCAAAAUGACGGAGAUACUAAAGUGAUUAAUGAUAAACCAGUGCAGGCUGGGAUGGAAGAAGUCAAAAAAGAUCAGCACAUAAAACUUUUAGGGCAGGAUGGAAAUUUACCCAGCAAUAUUUUGUUAAGUGGAACAACAGAUUGUACCAUUGCAGUUGAGAUAACAACUGACCAAACCAGCCCAAGAGAAAGCACUGAAGUUGAAUGCAGUGUUGCACAAGAAACAUUUUUAGCAUCUCAAAAUGUGUUGACUACAAAUAGGGAACAACAUGAGCAUUGCAACCCAAUUGAGGUCACCAAAGCUAAGCAGUCAGAGGGUGCAUUAAUGCAUCAGACUGACUGCAGCGCAAGUACAGAGAGUCACCAAACAUCCUUAUCUGAAACAAAUAUCUCUUUGGACUUCCACCAUCAGGAUAAUUCUCAGGACAUUACAGAAAUUCACACACGCCUCAGCCAUACAGGGAAUAGAAAGAAAAUGGGUUCAAGCCAAAGAAAUAAAGGAAGACAGGGUGUCAAGGACCCUGAUGCAUACCAGGAACCUAAAGAUGACAUUUUAGAAAAACCCACAAGUAAUGACAAACUCAGAACAAUUGACAUGUCACCAGCAACAGAUAUAACAAAGGAGGAAGAAGAAAAAGACCUCAUAUCCAUUGACAAAGAAGUGCAGAUUAGCUCAACAGCAAAAGAAGGCAAAAAUAAAGAAAAGUUGUUGGAGGAAUAUGCAUUUUUCUCACAGAAUAAUAUGGAUAGCAAUACAGAUGGACUUCUCAAAUCUAACAAAGAUUUCAAUGAGGAAAAUAAAGUUGUUCAAGAUGCUAUGAAUUUAGAUCAGCUUACAGGAUGUGACACAAUUACAAAGCACCUGAUGCAAUCACCACAAGCCUCAGUUUGUGAAAUUCCCUCAGACAUGCAGCAUACCUCAUAUCAUGCUGGCAUCGAAGGCUCUAGCUCUCUGAAGGUGCUUGAUAAAGAAGAAGCAUUGGAGGCAAUGGAUGCAAGCAACGGCCAGCAAGAACAAACUCAAUCAGGUAACAGAAAUACUUUCCAAAUAAAUCCACAACAGAAGAAGAGAAAGAUAGGUUCUUCUCGCAGGAGUCAACUCAACAGAAAAAAAGAGGAAGAAACAGACAACACAGAUGAAACCAAGGAAAGUGACUUUCACACCGAAGCUGACGUGAGGAAUACUGACAAGUUGGACGUGGUAGAGUUACCGUUAACUACAGAUAUACCACAAAAUGAAACUGCACAACCGUUAUUCUCUGCUGUUCAUAAACAACAGGAAGCUGCUGAAACCUUUUCUGUACCAAGCAGUACAGAGAUCAAUGUGAUACCAGUAGUAGAAGAUUUUAAGGCCCCUCUUCCUGAACAGUUUUCCUCUCUCCGUGAAGAAACUAUCAGUCUGGUUACACACGUUAUCACAGGUGGUGUAAGAGAAGUUAUUGUGGAGCCGCCACAGCUAGACAAUUUUACAAACACUGAGACACAAAUAACCACUGUGGUCACGGGUAGAAGCAGACGCUCCAUAAAUCAGCUGCUGCCCCCAAAUACCGAGGCUGCCACAGACACUGGCAUAGCAGAAGAGAGCUUAGUGUCUUUUGGUGAGGCCAGGCAAAAUACACAUAGCGAUGAGGAAAGGCCAGAGAGCAUAAAAGAAGUACAAGAUCAAGAUGCUAGUGAGAAAAAUCCAAGCAACUUGAAUGAAGGAGCUCAUAAUAAAACUCAAGAGAUGAGGAGUGAAAGUCCAAAUUUACAUUUGAGCAACCAGAGAAGAAAGAUGGGCUCCACCCGCAGGAAUCUUGGAUCCAGAAACAAAGAAGAGCUCCAUCAAAAACAGGAGGUGGAUAACGAAGCAAAGGAGACUGGAGCAGACAUCGGGGAAACUGAAAGUGUCUCCAGAAUCAAAGAAGAAGCACUUCAGCUUCACACAGAUCACAAAAACAAUGAUGGCGAACAAGGAAAACAGAAAGUAUUUGAAACAGUGGAAAUCAGCCCUCCGGGUCAGUCUAAAUUCAAACCUCUGCCUGAGCAAACAGUUGAAGAGAGGCCUGUUUCCCAAGACCAGCUAGCAGAAACAGAACAUCACACUGCAAAUGACCUCCUGUCUACAUCCUUAAAAGAUGAUUUUGUGUCAGAAUCAACAUCUGGAGGGAGGAGAAGAAAAUUGGGAUCUAACCGAAAGUCCCGUGGACAUCAGCGUAUAGAAGACAAAACAGGAGAGGGCACAAUAAUAGAUGAUCAAAGUGGGACAGAUGCCAGAAUUUCAGAGGUUGGAAAAUGUGAUAAGAAACCAUCAUCAGGCCUCUCAAAGAGUGAAGAGCACUCAGAGACUGUGAGUGAGAAGACUUCAGCCCAACCUUGUAAUGCUGGAAUCUUUCCUGUUAAAGAGAAUCAAACAUUUUCUCUGGUUGGUAAUCCGGGAGUGGUAGACCCCAAAUCAAAGCGCUACAAUGUGGUAAUGAUUGGAGACAGCAGUGUGGGAAAGACCUCCUUCAUGAAAAGAGCUCAAAGUGGGAAGUUUUCUUUAGAUAUACCUUCCUCAAUCGGCCUGGAUUCGCUGAUGUGGCCUGUUGUAAUAGAUGGAAAGCCUAUGAUACUACAGCUAUGGGACACAGCAGGUCAAGAAAGGUUUCACAGUAUCACCAAACAGGUCUUCCACAAAGCCCAGGCCUUUCUCUUGAUGUAUGACAUCACCUCCACCAAUAGUUUUUCCGCAGUCAGUUACUGGGCAAACUGUAUUCAGGAGUCUGCUGCUGAAAAUGUGACUGUUUUGCUUCUUGGAAACAAGAGCGACUGCUCAGAACGACGGGUUAAAACUCAUCAGGGGGAAAUUCUUGCUAAGGAAUAUGACUUUGAGUUCAUGGAGUGCAGUGCUGCCACGGGUGAAAACGUGAUCCAGUCUUUGGAAGUUGUAGCCAGGAAGCUGAGUCAAAGAAUUGACUCAAGAGAAGAAGCCACAGUGUUGCACAAAGAGCCAGAACAGAAAAAAAACUCAAGAUGUUGCUGAACAAAUGUGUUUGUCUUAAAAAAAAAAAGAAAGAAAAAAAAACAAGUGGUGAAAUCCUGAAAACAAGAACACGCUGUACUCAUCUGGCUUUCUUGUAACUCAGUGCAUUAUAUUUUAUUAUUUGUACUACAUGCCUGCAUAUUUUCAGUGUUGUUAUAUUUAGAUAUAAAAUUAUUUCUUCAAAGGCCUUAUAUUAGAAUAUUAGUUUAUAGUUAGUAGUGACCAAAGUUAUAUAGUUCAGAAAGUGAAGGCUUUUUCAGUGUUUGCUUAAUAGCUAUCCAAUAAUUUAAUGCAUAUACAAGCUUACUGUAUUUAAUUAUAUUUGCACCGUGUGUUUUAUCUUGCAAUAUAACAAUUUUUGUGCAAUAUUGUGCAACUUCAAAUAAUUUCAAAUCACACGAUUGACAUUUUUCCAGAUGAAGCUCUAACAACUAAAAUCACAAGUUUAAGAUUUUAUGUGCAAUUUCACAAAGUUCAUCUCUGUUGUUGUACAUCGACUAAAUGUUUAGUCUACACCCUCUUCACUUUAUGGAUUUACUAUACUGAAAUUUAAUGUAAAUGUGUAUAUAGUAUGAUUAAUUUAAACAGGAGAAUACCCCAUUCAGAUAUUACCAGAGAUCAAGAUGUGACCGAGAGCAAAUCUAGUACAGUGGUAAAUAAUUAUUAUAGUAAAUAUAUAUUAAACAUAAUUAUACUUGCUUUUUUGUGAUUUUGUUUAGCCUUUCUUCUAAGUUGGCAUUCAUCUUAAUUCAGUCAUCACAACUGUCAGAUCUGACACAUAAUUAUGAAUAAACAUUACUCCCCUAUAAUUAUAGUGCCAGGGACAUGAUCAGCAGAUAUAUAUGCAAAUGUAUUUUUAUGUUCCCGUGCAUUUCCUUUGUGACCAAGUACCUUUAAACCAAUUGUUUUAAUGGCGUGUCGCAUGAUUAAUAAAUCUCCAGAUAAACGUC
Messenger RNA from Haplochromis burtoni (Burton's mouthbrooder), 7106 nucleotides. It is a transcript of the gene rab44, whose product is annotated as RAB44, member RAS oncogene family. Gene Ontology annotation, molecular function: GTP binding; GTPase activity. The record is from RefSeq and is a predicted model, not a curated record. Bases 1 to 6156 code for a protein of 2051 amino acids. The transcript has 10 exons. Lineage: Eukaryota; Metazoa; Chordata; Actinopteri; Cichliformes; Cichlidae.